AUGCUUUCUGGACCGUGCAGGGAGUACACGCCAGGCUUCACCACUCUGAUCGAAUCUGAGACAUUCGCUAAGGGCCUGGACGAGACCGUUGUCCGUGCCAUCUCAGCCAAGAAAAGAGAGCCGGAGUGGAUGCUGGACUUCAGACUGAAGGCUUACAGAAAGUGGCUCACAAUGGCAGAGCCUGCAUGGUCAGACAACAGGUAUCCGCAGAUUAAUUUCCAGGACCUGAGCUACUACUCAGCCCCGAAGCAGAAGUCAGAAAAGAAAAGCCUGGAUGAGGUGGACCCCAAGCUGCUGGAAACCUUCAGCAAAUUGGGGAUUCCCAUCAACGAGCAGAAGCGCCUGGCAGGCGUGAAAGACGUGGCUUAUGACUAUGUCUUCGAUUCUGAGAGCAUUGCCACUACCUUCAAGGCAGAGUUGGCGCAGCAGGGCAUCAUCUUCUGCUCCAUCUCUGAAGCCAUAAGAGAGUACCCGGACCUCAUUCGCAAGCACCUGGGCAGCGUGGUGCCGGUGGGCGACAAUUACUACGCGGCGCUGAACUCGGCGGUAUUUUCGGAUGGCAGCUUUGUGUACAUCCCCAAGGGCGUCAAGUCGGCCAUGGAGCUGUCCACCUACUUCCGCAUCAAUGCCAAGGAGACCGGCCAGUUUGAGCGGACGCUGAUCAUUGCGGAGGACGACUCGGAGGUGUCCUACCUGGAAGGCUGCACUGCCCCCUCCUACGAUUCAAACCAGCUGCACGCGGCGGUGGUGGAGCUGUCGGCUGGCGCCAACGCGGAGAUAAAGUACAGCACGGUGCAGAACUGGUACAGCGGCAACGAGGAGGGCGUCGGGGGCAUCUACAAUUUCGUCACCAAGCGCGGCCUCUGCCAUGGCGCCAAUUCCAAGAUCUCCUGGACGCAGGUGGAGACUGGGAGCGCGAUCACAUGGAAGUAUCCGAGCGUGGUGCUCAAGGGGGACAACAGCGUUGGCGAGUUUUACUCUGUUGCGCUGACAAACAACCACCAGCAGGCGGACACGGGUAGCAAGAUGAUCCACGUUGGCCGUAACACGCGCAGCCGCAUCAUUAGCAAGGGCAUCUCCGCCGGCCAGUCGCGCAACUGCUACCGCGGCCUCGUGCAGGUGCAGCCGACGGCUGUGGGCGCGCGCAACUUUUCGCAGUGCGACUCCAUGCUCAUCGGCGACACCGCCGGCGCCAAUACCUACCCCUACAUCCAGGUGCGCAACGAGAGCGCGCGUGUGGAGCACGAGGCGAGCACGAGCAAGAUCGGGGAGGACCAGCUCUUCUACUUCCAGCAGCGGGGGAUCGACCCCGAGCAGGCAGUUGGAACCAUCAUCUCGGGCUUCUGCGCGGACGUCUUCAACAAACUGCCGGAUGAAUUUGCGCAGGAAGUCAACGCCCUCAUGAGCCUCAAGCUGGAGGGCUCCGUUGGCUAAGCAAGGGAUCUAUCUGUCUCUGUUGUCUUUGAACCACGAGAGAUUGCAAGUUUGCAAGCAUUCUUCAGAGAGCUUGCCCAAAGGCAGAUAAGGGGUUUAUCAGCACUCAGUGCGAAUUCCUAUGGUUGGGCUUGGCUGAGGAAUAUUCAGCCUCUGAUUAAUCAGCCUCUGUUGGGCUGGGUGCGUCCAAAUCAAGUGCAUGAUGACAAUGUGCUGGGGCAAUUGCCCUCCAGAGGAGAAGUAUGUUGAGCGUAUGAACAUACCUGCAUGCCUGGCGCGCAGUUGAGCUUGAAAUUCAAGAAGACGCGGUUGACAGCAGAAACACUAAACAGGGUUCCCCGAGCAGGGAUUGCGUGCAAGCGGUGUCCAUCGUCUGCAUGGUGGAUGUCGAUGGACAAGCUGUUUCGAUUGUGUUGCACCAGCAUGCAUAUCAUGCAUUAUUUAAGGCGCAAAUUGCGCAACCUGUAAUUAAUUUAGAGAACGGACAUC
Messenger RNA from Coccomyxa subellipsoidea C-169, 1923 nucleotides. RefSeq names its product ABC family transporter (Fe-S assembly/SufBCD system). The coding region runs from base 1 to 1434 and encodes 477 amino acids. The transcript has 10 exons. NCBI's taxonomy places the organism in Eukaryota, Viridiplantae, Chlorophyta, Trebouxiophyceae, Coccomyxaceae. Gene Ontology annotation, biological process: iron-sulfur cluster assembly. The record is from RefSeq and is a predicted model, not a curated record.